This is a messenger RNA of Alternaria infectoria, 999 nucleotides long. RefSeq lists its product as uncharacterized. NCBI's taxonomy places the organism in Eukaryota, Fungi, Ascomycota, Dothideomycetes, Pleosporales, Pleosporaceae. Bases 1 to 999 code for a protein of 332 amino acids. Gene Ontology annotation, molecular function: pectate lyase activity. The transcript is spliced from 3 exons. The record is from RefSeq and is a predicted model, not a curated record.
AUGAAGCUUUCUACCUCCUUUCUACUCGUUGCGGUGGCUGCAGUCACAGCAUCGCCUACCCCAACUUAUCAGGACACACCAGCAAGAGCCUUGGAGAAGAGGGCUAGCAUUACAGAUGCUGCUAAUGUUGGUUUCGCGAUGGCAAAUGGUGGGACAAAGGGGGGAGCCGGUGGUCCUACUACCACCGUGAGCACUUUACCCCAACUCUCGGCAGCGGCCAACUCUUCCGGACCCUUGAACAUUGUAGUUCAAGGAGCUAUCAAUGGUGCUGCAAAAGUACAGGUUGGCUCGGACAAGACCAUCAUUGGAAAGACUGGAAGCUCCCUGACUGGCAUCGGUCUCACAAUUCUAGGGCAGAAGAAUGUGAUUGUACGCAAUAUGAAGAUCGGCAGGGUACCCGCCGAGUACGGCGAUGCCACUACCAUUCAACUCUCUACCAAUGUAUGGGUCGAUCAUUGCGACUACUAUGGUGACGAGACAGUUGGCAAAGACACCUACGAUGGGCUGGUCGAUCUUUCGCACGCUGCUGACUUCGUAACCAUCUCCAACACCUACUUUCACAACCAUUCCAAAGGCACCUUGGUAGGCCAUUCCGACAAGAACGCCGCCGAAGACACUGGCCACCUCCGCGUAACAUACGCAAACAACCACUUCUACCGCGUCAACAGUCGCGGACCAUUGCUCCGAUUUGGCACAGCGCACAUCUUCAACAAUUACUACAACGAGCAGUCUACAGGUGUGAACACCCGCAUGGGUGCGCAAGCCCUGGUUCAAAGCUCGGUCUUUGAGAACAGUGGCAAGAAGAUGGUUUACACGGAGAGUAGCGCGGAGGAUGGAUAUGCAGUCGUUGAGGACGUGUUGUUUGGUGGGCAGAGCGCCAAUACAGCUCCCAAGGGUACACUAAGUGCGCAAAGCUUGCCCUACAAGUACGAAUUAUUGGGCAGCGCGAACGUUAAAGCGGCUGUUACUAAAGAGGCGGGACAAACCCUAGCUUUCUGA